UAUAACUUAGUGACAAUACUUUUGAUCCACAAUUAGUAACGUUAAUUGCUCUCUAAGCGCAAGUAAAUGUCGUUUUAUAAUUUGCUGCUAAUCUGUUCGUUUACGUUGAAUCUAAAAACAAGUUCCUAAUAUGGAGGGAAACAUAGUCGAUCCAAAUGUUUCUGUGGAAUUUGAAGUUUUUGGAAAAGUCCAAGGCUGCGCAUUUACAAAAUACUGUAAAGAACUAUGUGAACAGCUUUCGUUAACAGGCUGGGUAAAAAAUACCAAAAAAGGUACUAUAGCAGGGAAGCUUCAAGGUUCCAAAUCUAAAGUGGAACAAAUGGUUUAUUGGUUAUCUAAUACCGGUUCUCCUGGAUGUAAGAUAGAGAGGUGCGAACUCGCUAACUGGCAAAUGUUAGCCAGACCAGAUUUUCCUAACUUUAGCAUUAGAUUUUGAGGCAAAUAUGUACUUGACAUUAUGUGUAAUUAUGAUUUUAGAAAAUUUAUUUUUUUAUAAUACGAAAUCGAAAUGAAUAUAAUUUAUAUUUGUACAUUUAUUAUUUGUGAUAGUGGUGAUUUAAUAUCUAUUAGUAAUAAAAGAUUACGAUCGA
Messenger RNA from Sitophilus oryzae (rice weevil), 590 nucleotides. RefSeq names its product acylphosphatase-2-like. NCBI's taxonomy places the organism in Eukaryota, Metazoa, Arthropoda, Insecta, Coleoptera, Curculionidae. The transcript is spliced from 3 exons. The record is from RefSeq and is a predicted model, not a curated record. Gene Ontology annotation, molecular function: acylphosphatase activity. The coding region runs from base 131 to 436 and encodes 101 amino acids.